Ochotona curzoniae (black-lipped pika) is the source of this 311-nucleotide messenger RNA. Its product is annotated as DBIRD complex subunit ZNF326-like. The transcript has 4 exons. NCBI's taxonomy places the organism in Eukaryota, Metazoa, Chordata, Mammalia, Lagomorpha, Ochotonidae. Bases 99 to 311 code for a protein of 70 amino acids. The record is from RefSeq and is a predicted model, not a curated record.
GCCGCUCUCGGUGGAGCUCGUGAGGAACCGCGCGCGGUGUGGGCGCUCGCCGCCGGCCGAAGCUUAGCCUCCGACGCCGUCAGCCCCGAGCCUCCGCCAUGGACUUCAACGACGAUUACAUACACAAUCCUUGCAGAAAUACUUACCAGGGUUUUAAUGGAAUGGAUCGUGAUUAUGGCCCUGGAUCUUAUGGAGGGAUGGAUCGAGAGUAUGGCCAUGGAUCCUACGGGGGUCAAAGAUCCAUGGAUUCCUACCUAAACCAGUCAUAUGGCAUGGACAAUCACAGUGGUGGUGGUGGGGGUAGCAGGUAA